UACGACAUCGUCCGGCUUGUCAUCAUCAUGGAUUUUGACCAGAUCUUAGAGAAGUGCGGCAGUUCGGGUCGCUAUCAGUACCUUAUGAUUCUGCUUCUUGGCUACGUAGCCUUCACUACCACCGUUCACUAUUAUUCCCAGAACAUCAUUGGCUUUGUGCCCAAGCAUUGGUGUUAUCAUGAGGCACUUGCAAAUCGUAGCUUUGAAGAGAUUGCCUCAAUUUAUGCACCAUUUGGGAAGGAUGCCUCCUGUACGCGACUGGACAAGAUUGAGGGCGACCAGGUCACGGUAAGCAACGAGACCUGCCAGCGUUGGAUAUAUAACUAUGAUUUUGGAUUCAGAAGCAUGAAUGCGGAGCUGAACUGGGUGUGUAAUGAUGCCUACAAGGAGAGGAUCGGACAAUCUCUUUUCUUCCUGGGCUCUCUGAUGGGAACCUUUACCUUUGGCUUGCUGGGCGAUAAGAUUGGCAGAGUGAGAGCCGUGAUCCUGGCCAAUCAAUGUGGUUUCGUAGGAGACUUUCUCACCACCUACUCCGCGAACUUGGUGCAGUUCGCCAUCUUUCGGUGCAUCUCUGGUCUCGCUGCCACGGCAAAUUAUUAUCUGAUGUUUAUUCUGGUUCUGGAAUACUUGGCUCCUAAGCUCAGAAACAUGGCCAUUAGUGGAACUUUGGGCAUUUGCUUCUGCCUGGGAGCUCUGGUGGCUCCCUGGCUUUCUGUACUUGCCGGCAACUGGAGGAUCUACUUGACCUGUUCGGCACUCUUGCAACUUGUGGUGGCCCUCUUUUACUUUGUUGUUCAGGAGAGUGCCCAAUGGUUGAUCACAAGGACCAAUGUGGAAGGUGCCAUUGCCAGACUAAAGCACAUCGCCCACUUCAAUGGAAGGGAGGUGAAGGCAGCGGACUUCGAGGCCUUCAGAAGGAACUGCAUCGUUAAAAGAAAGCUCUCAAAUCAGCCAGAGCAGACGGCGGGAAUUUUCGAUUUACUAAGGACUCCAAAUCUGCGAAGGACUUCGCUGUUAGUGGUUCUUACCUUCAUGCUGACUUCGCUGAGCUUCAAUACCAUCUCUCGGAAUGUAGAGGGCUUGGGCCUGUCACCUUUUGUGGUCUUCUCGCUUUUCGCAGUGGUCGUCCCUCCAUCUGGAUUUAUUCAGGGACUCCUGCAGAGUCGAGUUGGCCGCAAGGCUAGCUUUUUGGCCAUGCUCUGCACUGGUCUAUUGUCCUGCGCCUUGGGCGUGGCUCUUUCCACGGAGGGAGCCCAAAACAACGUGACCUUGCUAUUGGCCUUCGCCCUGCCCAUGCGACUGGGCAUCUCCAUGUGCUAUACGGUCACCUCACAGUUUGCCUCGGAGCUACUGCCCACCUGUGUGCGUUCGCGCGGAAUAGCUGCAGUGCACCUGGCAGCUGCGGGGGCUUCCUUUGUGUCACCCUACCUUAUUCAUCUCGGCACCAAGCUGGCGGCAGCUCCCUCCCUCAUCCUGGCCUUGCUCCUGCUCUCCGCCUCCGUUUGCACCUUGAUGUUGCCCGAAACGAACAAUAGACAACUGCCCAUCACCUUGGCGGAUGGCGAGGCCUUUGGCAAGGGCGAGUCCAUGCUGUCCUUCGAUUGUUGGCGCCGGCACGAUGAUGACGUGUCCAAGCAACCCGUUGAGGAGGUGAAACUCCAUCAACUCAAUGGGCAAACAAAGCCGGAAACGGAAGCGGACGUGUAGAGAGCGAAACCCAAUCAAAGUAUUUCCCCUUAGACUAAUUUACCAAAAGAGUUUUUAGAAAGAGAGACAAGGACACGAUACGAUUGCGAAAGUUGUCAAUAGAUGUGAAGUUUGCUUUAUUGAUUUAUUGAUUUCACUGCUGUUCACAAAUUUUUAACACAAUUUUGUUUUUUUCUUUAAACUUAGCAACUUGUAUUGAGCCAAUUUCUUGAGUUAAUUAGCUUGUUGGAAUCGUGUGUCGUGGGUAUUGUUGUUUUUGUUUUGUCGUAUUAAGUACUUACUUGUAAGUAAAAGGGUCAUAAGUAUUUCUUGUAUCUUUGUAAAUGGUUAUGUAAACUCUUGUAAUUAUGUAACGCUUAAAUGCCAUAAACAUAACGGCUACAAUUUGAUCGCUUCAUUCGCUGCCCAGCCAAUUGCCAUAGAAAGUCUUACAAACUCUACCAUACAAUAAUCACGGAAUCUCAAUUGAGAUUUCCGUAUUGCGAAACUGAUCAAUGACCAAAGGUCUCUUUUUUUUUUUUUUAGCUUAAAUCUAAGUGUAAAGUCUAGCGCAGACAUGGCGAGAAACAUGAUUUAGGGCCCCUGUCGCCGGUUGCCAGAUUAUAAAAUUUUGAAAAUAUAUAUGCCAUAUAUAGAGAAAGCAUUUCCGACCAACUUAAUCAGUUUCCUCAUCCUAACUGACCAUAAAGAGUUCAGAUUUAAAAAUGAUAUAGUUACAAAAGGAUCAACAGAUUGUUCUUAGGGCAGUACAGGGAUCAGUGUCUUAGUAGCUGUGAACCAACUUAGAACUUAGUUUAAUGCUUAUAGGAAGGCAACCGCAGAUCAUCAUCAUCUAAUUACUAUGUAUAUUUGUGUAACUUAUGUGUGUAUUUCGCUAAAAAAGUUCUCUACAUUAA
Drosophila eugracilis is the source of this 2603-nucleotide messenger RNA. RefSeq names its product solute carrier family 22 member 6-B. Lineage: Eukaryota; Metazoa; Arthropoda; Insecta; Diptera; Drosophilidae. Gene Ontology annotation, cellular component: membrane. Gene Ontology annotation, molecular function: transmembrane transporter activity. Gene Ontology annotation, biological process: transmembrane transport. The record is from RefSeq and is a predicted model, not a curated record.